This is a messenger RNA of Fusarium mangiferae, 906 nucleotides long. RefSeq lists its product as uncharacterized. Gene Ontology annotation, molecular function: ATP binding; protein serine/threonine kinase activity. The transcript has a single exon. Gene Ontology annotation, biological process: intracellular signal transduction; protein phosphorylation. The coding region runs from base 1 to 906 and encodes 301 amino acids. NCBI's taxonomy places the organism in Eukaryota, Fungi, Ascomycota, Sordariomycetes, Hypocreales, Nectriaceae. The record is from RefSeq and is a predicted model, not a curated record.
AUGAUCGCGCAUCUGCGAUUGCCCUUCUCGCUAGCUAGUGAUCAUGUUAUUGCAUCAGGUGCCGCCGGCCAUGUGCUUGCCAUCAGCCAGCGUAUCGUGCUAAAGUGCCCAACAACAUUUGACAACCCCGCUCCUUCGCAGGAGGUUGACAUGAAGGAAAAUAUUGAGAAAAUGAAGAAUGAGGAACGAAUCUACUCUUUAUUGCGAGAGAAACCCCACCCCCAUAUUCUCAUAAGUCCUCUUUAUAUUCCCCAGGGUAUCUUUCUCCAUAGACAAGCUAUGACACUCAACGAUCGACUUGAAGAGUGUUCUAGCAAGCCAUUACCGGAACAGAUACAGGAGCGGUGGAUCAGACAACUCUCGAGCGCUUUGACUUGGCUAGAAAACCUUGGACUGAUUCAUGGGGACCUUCGCCCUACAAACAUCUUUCUUGCUGCCCGCGGUGACGAGGGCGAUAUCCAACUGGGGGAUUUUGACUGCGCGGUUGAGAAGGGAUCCCAGCUACUUGCCUCAAGCGAACCGUUUUGCAAAGUACUCAAGAACUACGAAUUGCCAGAAGGGAGUGCCAUCACCGAACAAUUCUCUCUUGGUUCCUGCAUUUACACGAUUCGAUUUCAGAGAAUUCCUUGGCAUGAUCUCGACCCACCAACACGAGUUCAGAAGAUCAUGAACGGUGAACUCCCAGAGUCGUCUUCAGACGCUCUCUUUGGGGGAUUGAUGUCCAGGUGCUGGAUCGGUGACUUUGAAUCCGUAUACUCAGUUGACCAGGAGAUCAUACGGCUGCUACAAAAUAAGAGGGGACUUCAAGCGGUUGAAACAAUGCUAAGCUCAAUGAACCCUGACUUGAUCUCAACAUUGGAGCAAGAAUGUAUCGAGUUUCUGAAGAAGAAGAACAGGGCGAUCUAA